UCUUCGUCGGCCGAGGUCGUUUGAGGUACACCAGUCGGUAGUUGGCAAGCCUGACGCGAAUCGCUGGAUUGUAGGUUAGAGGAUAGCUGGUCGCAUAGCUGCGUAGCUACGUCGAAGUGGCGACGCGAGAAGUGACGAAACGUUUGCUCGGAGUCGUAAAAAGUUUCGUAGACAGUUUACGCGAUUCGGUUGAUAAUCGACGAGUAUUGUGAAGCAUCGAAGCGUCAUUGCGUCGUGCCGUUGUAACUGAUUUACGCGUUCCCCUCGUGUUUGGAAACGCAUGCGCGCUACCAAGAGAAAGACGCAUGACACGAACAAAGAAGAGUAUUACAAAGUCGAGGCGUUGAUGGUAAAUGCAGGGUACGGUGGAUGUUGGAUGAAACAGAAUGUCCAGCGAGCAACCGCGAGCGAGCGCCGUUGCAACCACGGAAGACGUGGGCUAUAGAAGUGUCGAGAUCGCGUCCGCGUUUAGUCAUUUGCCGCAAAAGGAAAUGGCCAGGGACACGCCGGGCUCACCUAUGUCUAGACCGCGGGAUUUGGUCGGCGGAGUUGGCGGUGCAACGGCCACCUUGACAACCAGCGCGUAUCACACCACCUCCAGCGAUCCAACAGCCACUCUUCACGGUCACGCGCUCCAGCAAAAGAUACUAGAGUUGCAACAGCAUCAUCAGCUUCAGCAACAGAUUCUGCGACAACAGUAUCAAGCGCAAGAGCGACAACUGGCUGAGUUGCACGAGCAGCAAAUGCACGAGUUGAAGCUCUGGGAGCAGCAGAAACAACUGGAGGAACAACGAAGAGAGAAGGAGAGGCUUGAAGCUCUACGAAAGAAGGACAAGCACGACCACAGCGCGAUCGCCUCGACCGAGGUCAAGCAACGGCUUCAGAGUUUCCUCGUGAACAAGAAGCAAAGGGAGGCCGCCGCGGCAGCAAAUGGGGCCGUACCUGUCACACCUGGAUACAGGAGCUGGUUGCAAGCGCAAUCGGAAUCGUCGGGUACCGUGAAUUCCUCGCAUCCCUAUCGAAUGCCGCAGAUGUUCCAGGAAAAGUUCGCCGACGAUUUUCCUCUUCGAAAAACUGCCUCGGAGCCGAAUCUGCUGAAGGUGCGACUAAAGCAACGCGUGGAGAGGAACAUGGCUGCGUCGAGAAACUCGCCCCUGAUGGCACGUCGGAAGGAUCGCCUGCUGUCGCACCUCAAACGGAAAUCACUGCUAGCAAAUUCUAGCAGCAACCCAGAGUCGGGGCCUAACUCGCCGCCGACCGUCGGUAAUUCUCAAGCUAGUCCAACUGCAGGAGGCAACGCGUCGGCGAUACAGGAAGAAACCGAAAAUACUGCUUACGGUGGACCUCUUACAAGCGGUAGCCAGCAAGGCAGCCUCUCGGAUCUUUCACUAUUCAGUUCACCGUCUAUGCCAAAUAUAUCACUGGGUAGACCUCACGUCCCGUCCGGAACUAACACGACCGGCACAAAAUUGGCGACCGUCUCGGAGGCGGAAGUACGGGCUGCGUUCACAGCGAGACUAGGAUCGCUCACCGGUCAAAUGCUCCCAGGUACAUUGCCGUUUUAUCCUUCGUUGACGGUGAUAGAGGGGGAAGCGCCCAGUUCCGGCUACGUACACAAACAGAUGCAAAAUUUGGAGCACCAGGCGGUAACGAACAGGCAACAUUCAAACGCCGCGGUGUAUCACGGUGCUGCGGCGGCGGCGGCGGCGGCGGCGGCAGCGGCCGCGGCCGCGGCAGCAGCGGCGGCAGUGACGCCCACGUCACCGAUCACGGAUGCGCAAGUCGCUCAUGCGAGACUGCAAAAGGCUGGUCACCGGCCUUUAGGUAGCAGAACGCAGUCCGCUCCGUUGCCGUUGGGUCACCCGAUGCUGCAGGGCGGCAUGAUUACACCGCAAACCCAUUACGAGGAGUACCUGGCAGAGAAACAGCUGCACGACCAGCAGCAAGCGCACAAUUACCUGAAGCAACAGAUACGUCAAACUGUAUUGACGCGAGUCGGAUCUCGCGGUCAGGCGAACCAGCUGGACGAGGCGCCGGAGACCGAAGAAUCCGAAGUAAUAGAUCUGACAGGCGGGAAAAAAGAUCUGUCGGAAGAGAGCGAAAUUUCCAAGCAACAGCGGGAUCGCGAGCAAUUUCUACAGCAGCAAAGGGAUCUAAUGAUGAGGCACACGCUGCAAGUCUCGAACGAGUCGUCGACGGCCUACAGUGGGGGAAACGGGGGAGGAAGCGGAAGCGGCGGCGGGGGCGGGGGCGGAGCUGGGGUUCAGGGUGGCAGUAGGAGCAGUCAGUCGUGCGCCAGACCGUUGUCCAGAGCGCUCUCGAGUCCGUUGGUCCAUCUGGGUCCUCAAGGAACCGGAGCUGGCGAAUUGUUCUCGCGAACUUCCUCCCAUCGACCCACCACGGGCUUGGCGUACGAUCCGCUGAUGCUGAAGCACGCGUGCGUUUGCGGGGAAACUGUACGUGGUCAUCCCGAACACGGGGGUAGAUUGCAGAGCGUUUGGGCUCGGCUCUCGGAGACUGGGUUGCUUCAGAGAUGCGAUCGGAUCAGAUCCCGCAAGGCGACGCUCGAAGAGAUCCAGACGUGUCACAGCGAGGCGCACGCUCUUCUCUUUGGGACGAAUCCGAUGAAUCGGCAAAAGUUGGACGUCUCGAAGCUCUCUCAGCUACCGAUCAAGAGUUUCGUCCGAUUGCCUUGCGGCGGAGUGGGCGUCGAUUCCGACACGACGUGGAACGAACUGAAUACCGCGCCGGCCGCCAGAAUGGCCGUAGGCUGCGUGGUUGAUCUGGCUUUCAAAACCGCCAUGGGCGACAUUAAGAACGGCUUCGCCGUGGUACGACCUCCGGGACAUCACGCUGAAACCAAUCAAGCUAUGGGAUUCUGCUUCUUCAAUUCGGUCGCUAUCGCCGCGCGGUUGCUCCAACAAAAGCUCGACGUUCGGAAAAUCAUGAUUUUGGAUUGGGACGUCCACCAUGGGAACGGAACGCAACAGAUGUUCUACGACGAUCCGCGAGUCUUGUACCUCUCGAUACACAGGCACGACGAAGGUAAUUUCUUUCCUGGAACCGGUGGAUCGACCGAGUGUGGUGCCGGCGAGGGACUAGGAUAUAACAUAAACGUGGCUUGGUCCGGCGGCUUGGAUCCGCCUAUGGGUGAUGCCGAGUAUCUCGCUGCUUUCCGAACGGUCGUCAUGCCGAUCGCGAAAGCGUUCGAUCCGAGCAUCGUGCUCGUCUCGGCGGGCUUCGACGCGGCCGUCGGUCAUCCCGCCCCUCUCGGCGGCUACAAGGUUAGUCCUGCCUGUUUUGGAAAGAUGACGCAACAAUUGCUCGGGCUAGCGGACGGCAAGGUUGUUCUCGCUCUCGAGGGUGGCUACGAUUUGGCCGCAAUCUGCGAUUCCGCGCAGGAUUCUCUGCUCGGUGACGAGCCUACCCAACUUCGGGAAGAGGAACUGACCAGGAUUCCUUGUCAAAACGCGAUCGACACGCUACAAAAAACUAUCGCCGUCCAGAUAUCACACUGGCCUUGUGUCAAGCUGAAUGCUCAUACGAUACCAAUGAGCGCGAUCGAAGCCGGCCAAAAGGAACGCGACGAAACGGAGACUGUCUCUGCGAUGGCCUCUCUCUCGAUGCAGCAGCCUACUAAUUUAACAACUACCCCGGAACAUUCCCGCCAAGUUUCCGAGGAGCCCAUGGAACAAGACGACGGCAAAUGAAAGCGUGUGACCGAUCGUUUUCGAGAAGCAGCUAGUGCCACGGUACAGUCAACGGCUUAAAUCCUCGCGAUGUUACCGAGCUUUUCCACGUCUCUCCGCUCACCGGUGUUCUCCCUGUACGCGACCAGGUUCGGCCUUUCGAUUCCUUUCGAUUCCUUUCGAUUCCUUUCGAAUUUAUCGUACCCUCGUUGCUGCGCUCGUCUACCGGUUCCGAUCCGCUUUUUCGAACCCUCAAGACGAACCAGACCCCCCGCGUUCGAAUCUUUUCGCUAGGCGGAACACGCUUUCGAUGAAUCUCGAGAAGCAAGAAGAACUACUCUGGUAGACCUCCGUUAGUUCGCUCAUCCCGAAACACCAAUGACGGUGAAACGGUGCCCGAUGAAAAGCCUGUUAAAUUAUUUUUGCCUGAGAGCGCAUGCUUCUCCAACAGCCCCCGACGAAUCAACGGCAAAUACGAGAUUGCUUUUCGCUCGUUGCAGACCGCAUCGUCAACUAAAUCCGUUUAAAAGACAGUAGUGUUAUGGAUCUUGAUAGCUUUCUUUCCCGUUGCACUGGAUAAUAACGCCGUCUCCAGUCUCGAGCCGUAAGGAUAAGGGAAAGCCAACCGUAUAGUAAAAGCCGAGAAAUGGAAGAAAAUGCAAGAAACGAUAUCUUAGUAUCAUUGGGAAUACAGCGAUUCUAUUUCCGUCGAACAGAGUAGCGAAAUUUGGUUGUUUUAAUCGCGAACAAAGGCUGGUGUGAUUUUUGUGAUAUUUUGUAAAAACAAAUGAAGAAAUUUAAUGAAUUAUGUUUAAUUAAUGAUAUAUGUGCACGCGAAAACGGGGAAAAUGAUGCGCGUGCAUACAUAUGUGUGGGUGGGUGUGUGUGUGUGUGUGUGUGUGUGUGAAUGAGAACGAGCGAGAGAGUGUGAGAAAGAGGAUUGGGAGGGGGCACGACGGAUGUGUAAUUGAAAUAGAAGAGCAUUUAUUUUUGUGUUGUGCAUUUUACGAAAACACAAAAUCACGUAAAACAAGUCGAUCGAUCGACAAGCGAGUUCCGCAAAUUCUUACGUCGCAAAUAACGUAUGUGGGAUAUACUUACGUGAAUAAAAAGUUUCGUAGAUUACGCGUGGCGCGAUAAACAAGACACCGUGUACGGGAAUUUUAGUACAAGGAGUGUGUGCGCAUCGAUACGCUUGUGUGGCCGUAAGAAUCUCAAGUGUUCGCCGUGUAUUGUCUCGUGUUUUUACCAAAAAUUAU
Molecule: messenger RNA, 4948 nt
Organism: Dufourea novaeangliae
Lineage: Eukaryota; Metazoa; Arthropoda; Insecta; Hymenoptera; Halictidae
Gene: HDAC4
Product: histone deacetylase 4
Biological process (GO): chromatin organization; negative regulation of transcription by RNA polymerase II
Cellular component (GO): histone deacetylase complex
Molecular function (GO): histone deacetylase activity
Source: RefSeq, a predicted model, not a curated record